GGUGCGGUAAAUAAUGGAAGAUAGAAUGAUAGAGAUAGAAUCACACCCAAGACUGACAUAUCGAAUAAAAAUGAACAUAACUACAAAUCAACAAAUGUGUAAAAUUGAAUCAAUUUACACGUUCUAGGCGACUUAUUCAAUGUCAUAGCUGUUGGAAGCAGUUAUAACUGAGGACACAAUUAAUUUAUUUAUCAUGUGUGCAUCAUGCAAAUCAAAAUGUUACAAGUGUUUAAUUUUUCAUUAAACACAAGUGAUGUACAUCAGAGUUUCCUAAUGCAAUUUGCUUCCACGAUAGACUUUUCUGUGAUCAGAAUAUUGGCUCAUUUAUUUGCUAUUAGAUAAUACUUGGUAUUUGCAUUAAAUAUCUAUUAGUGAAUGGUGUUUGUUUAUAACUCAUUUAGACAAAAUAGAAUUAUGUAUGCUAUAAAAAGUUGUGUAUCAAGUAAAAUUUUAAAUGAUAAUUAUUAUUAUUAACAUUGGUUUUCAUUUAGUUUAUAUUCCAUGCAAAAGUUAUUUAUUAUGAUUAGCCUAAUUAUUUAUUAUAGAUUCAUAGUAUUGGCAAAAAUGUACAUUUUUACACAUUGUAGCUAGGCUACAAGUAAAGAAGGAAAGAAAACUGUUCUCUGUGCAGCUAUACUUGUACAUGAGUGCCACUGGAGGAAUAAAAUGGCAACCCAAAGUGAAAACCCAUAUAAGUGUUUCACUUUGUAGCUAUUCUUGUACUAGAAAUAGUAACUUGAAGAAACAUAUAUUAACUCACACAUGUGUAAAACCUUAUACAUGUUCAAUGUGUAGAUAUGCUACUUCUAGAAACAGUGCCUUGAAGAAACACAUGUUAACUCACACAGGCGAAAAGCCUUGUAAGUGCCCCCUCUGUAACUAUGCCUGUACUUCAAUUAGUAAUUUGAAGACUCAUAUAUUAAUUCACACAGGUGAGAAACCGUAUAAGUGCUCCAUGUGUAGUUAUGCUAGUUCUAGAAGUGAUACCCUGAAGAGCCAUAUGUUAACUCACACAGGAGAAAAGGCAUAUAAGUGUUUCCAGUGCGACUGUGCUUUUACUACAAGGUGUAGCUUGAGAAAACAUUUAUUAAUUCAUACAGGUGAUAAGCCUUAUAAAUGUAUUUUGUGUAGCUACGAUUGUAUAACAAGCGAUAUAUUGAAGAGGCAUACAUUAACACACACAGGAGAAAAACCGUAUAAGUGUCCCCAGUGCAGCUACGCUUCUGCACAAAGUUAUUACAUGAGGAAACAUAUAUUUAAACACACAGGUGAAAAACCUUUUACUUGUUCCCUGUGCAACUAUGCUUGUACUGAAAGUGGCUCAUUGAAGAGACAUUUGUUAAAACACACAAAUGAAAAAACUACGAGUAUGUAA
Messenger RNA from Homalodisca vitripennis (glassy-winged sharpshooter), 1375 nucleotides. Its product is annotated as zinc finger protein 79-like. The record is from RefSeq and is a predicted model, not a curated record. Gene Ontology annotation, biological process: regulation of transcription by RNA polymerase II. Gene Ontology annotation, cellular component: nucleus. Gene Ontology annotation, molecular function: DNA-binding transcription activator activity, RNA polymerase II-specific; RNA polymerase II cis-regulatory region sequence-specific DNA binding. The transcript is spliced from 2 exons. Lineage: Eukaryota; Metazoa; Arthropoda; Insecta; Hemiptera; Cicadellidae. Bases 644 to 1375 code for a protein of 243 amino acids.